Messenger RNA from Trametes versicolor FP-101664 SS1, 516 nucleotides. RefSeq lists its product as uncharacterized. The annotation marks the transcript as partial. NCBI's taxonomy places the organism in Eukaryota, Fungi, Basidiomycota, Agaricomycetes, Polyporales, Polyporaceae. The transcript is spliced from 2 exons. The record is from RefSeq and is a predicted model, not a curated record. Gene Ontology annotation, molecular function: protein binding.
GCUCCAUACCCUUUCGACAAGCCCUGUGCGGACAUCGUCCUACGCACCUGCGAUCGCGUAGACUUCCGGGUUCGUCGCCACAUUCUCAUCGAAGCCUCGCCGGUGUUCGAUAGCAUGUUCCUACUCCCGCAACCUCAAGCGGACGCCGAUCUCCGCACGCACCCCAUCGUCGAUCUCGCCGAGGACAGCGGGACGAUCGAGACGCUUCUCCGCAUCUGCUACCCUAUUAGAAACCCUCCCCUCGGCCAGCCCCUGGAUGCGAUAGAGACCAUGCUCCGCGCCGCGAUGAAGUACGAGAUGGAAUCUCCCGUCUCUGUUCUGACAGACCACCUCCUGACCCUUGCGGAGCGCAUGCCGUUGGCGGUGUGGGCGGUCGCCUGCCGUCUGCAUCUAGAAGACGUUGCCAAACUCGCCGCCCAGCAAUUGCGGAAUGUGCCAUCACUUGACUUCAAUAGUCUCAGUGGAAUGAACGGCAUCUGCGCUGGCGACUACUUCCGUUUGCGCGAGUUCCAUCGC